Messenger RNA from Etheostoma cragini (Arkansas darter), 1527 nucleotides. RefSeq names its product gsk3b interacting protein (gene gskip). The transcript has 3 exons. Gene Ontology annotation, molecular function: kinase regulator activity; protein kinase A binding. Gene Ontology annotation, cellular component: cytoplasm. Gene Ontology annotation, biological process: regulation of canonical Wnt signaling pathway. Bases 254 to 649 code for a protein of 131 amino acids. The record is from RefSeq and is a predicted model, not a curated record. Lineage: Eukaryota; Metazoa; Chordata; Actinopteri; Perciformes; Percidae.
GGAUCUGUGUACACCGGGGCGCACUCAUUGGGUCAAUAUUUCUUUUAGCUCGUUAUUUAGACACUAAGCAGAUAAACUAGAAAUAGGACGUGCAUUCAUGUGAUUCCAGUCUCUGGUAAUCCACAAAUUUGAGGCUCAGUAGUUACCUAUCUUACGCUAGGCAACGCUCAUUUGACUGAACCCUGUCCACUGGAGAGCUCCGAGUUGGCUGGAAGCUUCCACAAGCCGGAAGAGCACAUCCAGCGAGGAGGGGAUGGAGAUAGACUGCCAGCCCGAGGAAUCCAUCGUCUCUUCAUUUGAUGAGGACUGCGUUGUGCUUGGUGACGUUAAGGACAUGAUGUUGGAGGCAGAAGCAGUGGUCAAUGACGUACUUUUUGCCGUUGCUGAAAUGCAUGUUUCCCAAAGUCUCAACGGCGUGUCCGAUGUCGCCUACAUAAACGUUGAAACAAGAGAGGGAAACCGGUAUUGUCUGGAGCUCACAGAGGCAGGGCUAAGGGUGGUGGGCUAUGCCUUCGAUCAAGUGGACGAGGAUUUGAACACCCAGUAUCAUGAGACUGUUUACUCUCUUCUGGACAAGCUGAGUCCAGGUUACAGAGAAGCCUUUGGGAAUGCUUUGCUCCAUCGUCUGGAGAGGCUGAAGCAAAACUGACAAGAGUGACCAAGAAGCUGCAUAAGUUGACAAGUGGAAUAGAGGUUGAUGCUGUUGGUGUAUUUGGCUAUAUGCCGAUAAGAACCCAGUCUGGUCAAAUAUUAUAGCCUCUUUUGGAUGUCCACCUGCCUAGCUACCACUGCAAUAAGGGGUAUCCUGCCCUAUCAAAUGCUUUAUCAUUGAAUUACUUCAUGUUAGUUACUGCUAGGGAUUGGCUGGACGGGGGCUGUUGCAACAUUGUGUUGACUUUAUUGGGGAAAGAUCUUCCAGCUUACAUGUGAUACAAAUUUGGAACUGCGUACAUUGAAAAUUCUGCACAUUUUUUGUACUCAAAAAUAAUCCGAGAAAGAGGCAAGUUAUAGAGAUCUUGAUCAAGUCCCCCCCCCCGCUUGCACUACAGCUGAUGACCAGCAUAUGCUCAAAUACACCCAACUAGUUUUUAUUCAGCAAGUGUCUGAAAGAACCAAAGCUGUAUUCUUUCAACUCAUACUGCCUUAAUAAAUUCACUUUUGGUUAGGAAAGUACAAAUGAACUCAAACUUCAUUUGUCUGAAUGUGAGAGAUUUGCAUUGAUGUGAGAGAAGGUAUUUUGUGGGGCUGACAUUUCACAUGGAACUUGUUUGAAAAGUUAAAUUAGCUAGCACUGUAUACAAUACCAAUUGUCAAGUUAUUGUGAUUAAAUAUUACUUCUCGAUCCUGCAUUGAAACUCAAGCUUGGGUUUCAAACUUUUACUGUAGAGCUGCUUUAAAAUCCCGGUUUAUUGUACAUGUGACCUGGUUCCUACAUCAGUUAUAAAAUCUAUUUUAAGAAAACUCUUUUGGAAUCAUACUGUAAUUCCUUUCUGCUGGCCUUCGCUCAGACCAAUAAAUUCUCAGAAU